This is a messenger RNA of Olea europaea var. sylvestris, 984 nucleotides long. RefSeq lists its product as uncharacterized. Lineage: Eukaryota; Viridiplantae; Streptophyta; Magnoliopsida; Lamiales; Oleaceae. Bases 1 to 984 code for a protein of 327 amino acids. The transcript has a single exon. The record is from RefSeq and is a predicted model, not a curated record.
AUGGGAGUGUCUAUUGUUUCUGAUGGCUGGUCAGAUAAACAAAAAAGGCCUCUUAUAAAUGUAAUGGGAGCAUCUGCAGGUGGAGCCAUGUUUAUUAAAGCAAUUAAUGCAAGUGGCAAUAUAAAAGAUGGAGAAUACCUGGCAGCAACGUUUAUUGAUGCAAUCAAGCAAAUUGGAAGCUCAAAUGUUGUUCAAAUUAUAACAGACAAUGCAAGCAACUAUAAAUCUGCUGGGUUAAGCAUUGAAACAAGGUAUCCUCAUAUCUUUUGGACUCCUUGUGUGGUACAUAGUCUAAAUUUAGCUUUGAAAAGUAUAUAUGAUCCAUCUGAAAAAUCACCACAAUAUGCAUAUUGUAAGUGGAUUGUUGAUUUGGUGAGUGAUGUGGAAAACAUUCGUAAUUUUAUUGUUAAUCAUGAAAUGGCAUUAGCUAUAUAUAAUAAAUAUUUUAAGUUGUGUUUGUUGAGGGUGGCUGAUACAAGAUUUGCAUCUGCUAUUGUAAUGAGUAAACGGUUAAGAGAAUUUAGGCCAACCCUUGAAAAAAUGGUGAUGGAUUCAGAUUGGAGAAUUUAUAGGGAUGGAAGUAAUGAAGGCAACUCACAAGAAGUGAAAACGUGUGUAGUAAAUGAUGUUAGGUGGGAUAAUUUGGAUUAUUUUUUAUCUUUCACCGAGCCUAUUUAUAAUAUGUUACAAGUCGCUGAUACUGAUUCUCCAGUUUUACAUUUAAUAUAUGAUAUGUGGGAUACAAUGAUUGAAAAUGUGAAAAAGAUGGUAUUUGAGCAUGAAGGGAUAGAUUUAAUUUCUGGGCAUUCAGAUUUUUUUGAUGCUAUUCACCAAGUUUUGGAGAGUAGAUGGAAUAAGAGUAACACUCCUUUGCAUUGUAUGGCACACUCGUUGGUUCCUAAGUAUUAUAAUGAAUCUUGGCUUCAAGAUGGUAGUAACGGUGUUUCAAGAAUUGCACCACAUGAAGAUCAAGAAGUUUCUUGA